AGGAGCUCUGCAGGAUAACAAGCAGUAGACUGCAGCUGCAGCUUCACACUCUGACAGGAUGGAGCUGUAUCUAGACCUUCUGUCCCCACCAUGCCGUGCCGUCUUUUUGUUUGCCAAAACUCUCAAGAUCCCUUUUGAUUUUAAGCAUGUUGAACUUGCAGAAGGGCAACAGUACAGUGAGGAGUUUGCAAAACUCAGCAUUGUAAAGAAAGUUCCUGUUCUGAAGGACGGGGACUUUGUUCUGACAGAGAGCACAGCCAUCCUGAAAUACCUGGCAAGGAAGUGCUUGGUGGCGGAUCACUGGUUCCCGGCUGACCUGCGACAGCAAGCUCUGGUUAAUGAGUACUCAUCUUGGCAGCACCUGAACCUGCGGUCACACUGUUCAAAGGUCUUUUUGUUCAAGACACUGUUUCCAGCAAUCAUGGGCUCUGAAGUCUCCAAAGAGAAGAUGGACAUCGCUCUUGAGGAUCUGAGACACUCCCUAGACCUGCUGGAGGAGAAAUUCCUUAAGGAUAAGUUGUUCCUUGUCAGCAACAAAAUCUCUCUGGCAGACGUGGUGGCAGUAGUGGAAGUCAUGCAGCCUUUUGCAGUGGCCUUGGAUGUGCUGGAAGGACGGCCAAAGCUGAGUGCCUGGAGAGAUCGGGUGAAAAAGGAGCUUGGAGAGAAGCUGUUUCAAGAAGCUCAUGAGAGGAUUCUAGACUCCAAGAGUCUGCAGCAGAAGAUGCAGAACAACAGCAGUUUGGAAAAGCUGAAACCCAAGUAUGAGAAGCUUUUCCGCUGAGAAAGUGUGAAGACAAAGAUUUUCCGGCUUUACAACCUUCUGUCUUUGAAGGAUUUUGCUGCAGGUUUAACAUGACAAGUUUAACCCUCUUUGAACCAUCUCAAAUGAAUUAAGGUCUUCAUUAAACUCUGUAACUUCAUAGGAACUCUUUCUUGUUAUCAAUAAAGUCAAAGGUUUAAGCAAAAAUACAAGUGAUUUAAAACACUA
This is a messenger RNA of Oryzias melastigma (Indian medaka), 988 nucleotides long. RefSeq names its product glutathione S-transferase theta 1a (gene gstt1a). Gene Ontology annotation, cellular component: cytoplasm. The transcript is spliced from 5 exons. Gene Ontology annotation, biological process: glutathione metabolic process. The coding region runs from base 59 to 781 and encodes 240 amino acids. NCBI's taxonomy places the organism in Eukaryota, Metazoa, Chordata, Actinopteri, Beloniformes, Adrianichthyidae. Gene Ontology annotation, molecular function: glutathione transferase activity. The record is from RefSeq and is a predicted model, not a curated record.